AUGCUAAUGUAUCUCCUCGACAAUACCCAAGACCAACCCCUCCCUCCCUCUCUGCACGACACCAUCUCUCUGGCCUCUGACGAGGAGUUUAUUGAAAGGAACAAAGGGAUGCAGAGAGACCUCUUCUACAACACCCUCUCCCGACGUCAUACCAAGAAGACCAAGAAACAGAAGAAGCAGAAGCAGCAGAAGCAGGCUCUUGACCCUAUCAGUGGCAACACAGUCAAGAAGUCUUGUGUUACUGUCGCCUCCGAGACCGUCACCACCAAGACUACCACUACCCUCGUCGUUAAGCCUUCCGCCGCUGCCGCGGUCGAACCUUGCGCUGCCGUGGUCGAGCCUUGCGCUGCCGUGGUCGAGCUCGUCGCUGUCUUUUCCGCCCCUGCCGAGCUUGUUUCGGCUCCUGACCACAUUUUUGUGGGGCGACGACCUUAUGAAAAUAUCUCGACGCUUUCGAGUGUGCAUGGAACCAAGGAUGACAAGAUUACUUUGCUGGCGUGUGCGAGAACUGUACGACAGAUGGACCAAAACAAGUCUUACCACGAGUCCAAGCACACGAAGAACAAGUCGGUGGAGGCACUCCCGCCAUUGCUGCAGCAGAAAGCCGAGCCUUUUUUCGGUAGAGAACACAAAGGUGGCCGUCAAGAAGUCCAGCAAAUGCCCAAAGCCCACCCCGAAGGCGCCCACCUCUUCACUUGA
This is a messenger RNA of Anthostomella pinea, 699 nucleotides long. Lineage: Eukaryota; Fungi; Ascomycota; Sordariomycetes; Xylariales; Xylariaceae. The record is from the annotation of a GenBank genome assembly.